This is a messenger RNA of Camelina sativa (false flax), 2619 nucleotides long. RefSeq names its product RNA-binding KH domain-containing protein RCF3. The record is from RefSeq and is a predicted model, not a curated record. Gene Ontology annotation, molecular function: RNA binding. NCBI's taxonomy places the organism in Eukaryota, Viridiplantae, Streptophyta, Magnoliopsida, Brassicales, Brassicaceae.
CACACCACUAAAACACCCUUGGCACGGUCUCUCUCUCUCUCUCUCUCUCGAUACUAUCAACUACAAAACUUGGUUUCCUUUUUUCUUUGGAUUCACAAAUCACAAGAACCCUCAUUGCACCCAAUUCGCCUCCAUCGAAUUUGGACUCGCCCUCCAAGUUUUCCCGUGAAAUUGACCGUAAAGUUUCUUCCUUUUCCUAAUUUCCGGUAAAAAGGAAACUAAUUGGGUACUGUAGACUUAUUUAGGGUCUUUGUGAACUAUCAAAUCUCAUAGAAACCUUCGGAAUUCGAAAAAUUUGGGAGCUUUUGCCAUCGAGAUUGAUAUUAAAAAAACUAGUUGAGAUUGAGUUUGUGAUUUGAUUGUAAUGGAGAGAUCUAGAUCGAAGAGAAACUACCACUAUGACCAAGACUAUGAUGGAGAUUCCAUGCCCAGGUCUAAACCUCGAUACAACAAUAAUUACCAUUUUGGCGGCGGCGGCGGUGGGAAUAACAGAUACCGUGGUGGUGGCGGUGGUGGUGGAGGAGGUGGAGGUGGAGGUGGAAAUGGCCGGCCAUCAAAGUCUCACUCUGAAACGAUGGCAACGACGACUUAUCGAAUCCUCUGUCACGACGCUAAAGCUGGAGGCGUCAUUGGUAAAUCCGGAACAAUCAUUAAGUCGAUAAGACAGCACACCGGAGCUUGGAUUAACGUGCACGAGCUAGUUCCCGGAGACGCUGAGCGUAUCAUUGAGAUUUCAGACAAUCGCCGGCGUGAUCCUGAUGGGAGAAUGCCGUCUUUCUCUCCUGCUCAGGAGGCUCUGUUUAGUGUUCACGAUAGGAUUCUUGAGAGUGAGCCUCAGUUUGGGUAUGGUGGUGCACAGCCUGAAGAGGAGGAGGAUUACGGUGGAGUUAGACCUGGUGGAGGGAGAGUUGUGACUAGACUUGUGGUUUCUAGGAUGCAUGUUGGUUGCUUGUUGGGUAAAGGUGGGAAGAUUAUUGAGCAGAUGAGGAUUGAAACUAAGACUCAUAUUCGGAUUCUUCCAAGAGAGAGUAACUUACCUCGUUGUGUUUCACUCUCUGAAGAGAUUGUUCAGAUUGUAGGUGAACUUCAUGCAGUGAAAAACGCUUUAGCGAUUGUAUCAUCGCGUUUAAGAGAGAGUCAGCAUCGUGAUCGUAGUAAUUUUCAAGGGCGUGUACAUUCACCAGAACGGCCGUUUCCAGCUGCUUCGGAUGAUUACAUCCCACAGCAAAGAAGACAAUCAUCAGAUAGGUUUCCUCAUGGUAAUAAUUAUAGAAACAACAACUUCAGUUCUCGCCAAUCCAACUAUGCAGAAGAAGCUUCAGCAGUGCCGGUUGGUGAGAAUGCACAGCCUUUCUACACUGAAGAGCUUGUGUUCCGCAUUCUCUGUCCAGCUGACAAGAUUGUUCGGGUUGUUGGGGAAUCACAAGGAAUAAUAGAGUUGCUUCAAAACGAGAUUGGCGUGGAUGUGAGAGUAUCUGACCCAGUAGCUGGUUCUGAUGAACAGAUAAUCACCAUUUCUUCGGAAGAGGCUCCUGAUGAUCCUAUGUUCCCUGCUCAAGAAGCCUUGUUGCACAUCCAAACUCAGAUCAUAGAUCUUAGUCCGGAUAAAGAUAAUGUAGUAGCAACGAGGUUACUUGUCUCAUCUAGAGACUCCGUAUGUUUGGAAGGGAAAGCAGGAUCAGUAUCUGAGAUCUCACGAUUAACUGGAACAAGCAUACAAAUUCUAGCUAGGGAAGAACUUCCCCGAUGUGUUGUUUCUAUCAAUGAUGUUAUUAUACAGAUUGAUGGCGAGAUCAGAGCAGCUCGAGAGGCACUUGUUGAAUUAACUUUACGAUUGAGGAGUCAUAUGUACAACUCUCAAAAGGAGACACCACCAGCUUCCACAUCCACAACUGGCCCUCUUGAAGGUGUUGCAGGAGUAAUGGAGGUAGCUUCGUCAAAUAACACAACUCACUCCCGUGAAGGUCUUACUGGUUCCCAUCUGACCUUGCAGCAAGCAGCUAGCACAAUCAUGUCACAAUAUAAGGAAGGUGUUGGAUCAGUUGCAAAGGCGGGAGAAAGUGAAUACCGGGAUGAGGUUCCUGUCUUGACAAACAGAAUGGCGGUGCCACUUGUUACUAGGAGCACUCUUGAAGUUGUCUUACCAGAUGCAGUUGUUCCUAAGCUCGUUACGAAAUCAAGAAACAAGCUUGCACAAAUCAGUGAGUGGUCUGGAGCUAGUGUAACCUUAGUUGAAGACCGACCAGAAGAAACACAGAAUAUAAUUCGAAUUUCGGGUACACCCGAGCAGGCAGAGAGAGCACAGAGCUUGCUUCAAGGCUUCAUCUUGAGCAUACAAGAGGAUGGACCUUGAGCUUGGACCAGAUCAUCAUCAGUCAACAGAAGGAUGAAGAUCAAGAAACUAAGAAAUGUGGAGUUAUGUAUGAAUUGUUGAAUAUUUAGGAUUUCAGUGGGCAGUAUGAGCAGUAGCUUAGAUGAACAGUCCACAUUUUGACCAUCACUCUUUGGUUUCAAUGUUGUCUAUUAAUCUUCUUUUUACAUUAUUGUUCUGUUCUGUAACUUAUUUAUAGUCACUACAGUUUUAUCCGAAGGUAAUCACUAAAAACUCAACUCUUUUUU